GCUGUUUUCCGGGGAGUGAACGGAGCAAGCAUCGGUCCUCCAGCUCCAGCCAACAUGAAGAAGAGCAGCUCUGACACACGGGGUCCGCAGGACUCGGCGCCGCAGCAGCCCGAUAAAGCCGGCUGGAUCCGGAAGUUCUGCAGGAAGGGGGUCUUCAGAGAGAUCUGGAAGAACCGCUUCCUGGUUCUCAGAGGAGAACAGCUGUUCAUCAGUGAGAAGGAGGUGAAGGACCUGAGUCGAGCGGAGCGUGUGGAUCUCUCAGAUUAUGAACGAUGUGAAGAAAUCAGGAAGAAUAAAAGUCGCAGCAAGAAAAACCACAGCAAGUUCAGACUGCCUGGAACCAAGGUUCCUAACUUGAUCUUCUUGGCCGUCAGUCCGGAGGAGAAAGAGUCGUGGAUCAUCGCGCUGAACGCUGCCAUCACACGAGCCCACAACAAAGUCCUGGACGAGGUGAUGGUAGAAGACGCUCAGCUGUCUCAUCUGACUCGAGAUCGAGUGAAGAUUCCUCAGAACCGCAGACUGCCGACCAGAGGGCACCUGCUGACUGUGGCGUCUACCUCCACCUCAGACGGGAUGCUGACUCUGGACCUGAUCCAGGAGGAGGACUGUCCCAGAUCCCAAACAGACGGAGCCAUCUCUGCCAGAGCCGCUGAGGCUGCUGGGAAGUCUCAGACGGGCUCCUCCCGCAUCACGCAGCCCGAGAAGCAGACGGGCUCCUCCCGCAUCACGCAGCCCGGGGAGCAGACGGGCUCCUCCCGCCCCACGCAGCCCGGGAAGCAGACAGGCUCCUCCCCCGCCACACAGCCCGGGAAGCAGACGGGCUCCUCCUCCCCCCCCUCGCAGACAGGCUCCUCCCCCCCGCGCUGCGCCUCCAUGGACCACAUCCUGACGCAUUCUGAGACGAAAGCUACGAAGAGCUCGACGCCGAUCGACCGGCUGCACGAGCUCAUCGGCAAGAAGCUGGAGAAGACGGAGCAGCUGCUGAAGGAGGCGAAGGAGACGAAGGAGGCGAAGGAGGUGAAGGAGGCGAAGGAGGUGAAGGAGACGAAGGACACGAAGGACACGAAGGACACGAAGGAGGUGAAGGGAGGCGACGGGGAAGCCAGGAAGCUGAAAGGGAAGGAGUCUGCUGAGAUGAGAAGCGAAGCUCAGAGACUCCUCAAGGAGGCGGAGGCAGCCUGGACCCAGGCCAAGGAGGUGCUGGAGGAGGUGAAGGAGCUCAGGGUUCUGUACCAACAGCUGGACCGCCCUCCUCCAACUGCACCAAAGUAAACCUGCUGUGACUCAGACCGGACCGGACUCCAGAU
Scomber japonicus (chub mackerel) is the source of this 1307-nucleotide messenger RNA. Its product is annotated as pleckstrin homology domain-containing family O member 1-like. Gene Ontology annotation, biological process: regulation of myoblast fusion. Lineage: Eukaryota; Metazoa; Chordata; Actinopteri; Scombriformes; Scombridae. The record is from RefSeq and is a predicted model, not a curated record. Gene Ontology annotation, cellular component: muscle cell projection membrane; ruffle membrane.